AGCAGGUGAUCUCCCAGGUCUUCUCUCCAGCAGGUGAUUUACCCCAGGACCUCUCUCUGGCAGGAGGUGCUGAGACCUCCCUCUCCCCAGCAGCCAGGUCCCAGUGCUGUCCUGCAGUCUGUCCUGGUGCACGUGGAGGCUGAUGUUAAAUCUCUCUCUCUGCUGUGUGUGCGCAUCCUCCUUGGGUUUUGCAGCAGAGCAGCGAGCAGCUUUUCCUAGUCUGGGAUUUGGCUGUGCAUGGACCAGGUUUAAAGGAUCUGCUGCCCUGCAUGCUGCAGCCCUGUCCCAGGCUCCCUGCCUGGAUCUCCCAGCCCUGGGGUAGGGGGGCAGGAUUGGCUGGGCUCAGGGGGGGCAGUUGGAGGGAUCCCUGCAGCACACGUGGGUGAAGAUUCCAGUCUGCUGUCUGCUGCACGCUGGCUGUGUGUCCUCUGGGGCUGCUGGGGGUCCAUGUGUUUGGGAUUUUUUUGGAUUUGUGCUGACUCCUGGAUUUGGGAUAUUUUUUUGGAGGUGCCCUACACAACGUCCCCUCUCCAUCUGGGCAGAAGUGCCCCCUACAGGAUGAGGAGACCGGGAUACAGGGGGAUCUGGCUGGUCCUAGGUGCUGUGAUCUACCUGAAAGGCUUUGUGAGUCCACUGCAGGUGAUCAUAGACAAGGAAAACAUUCAGGUGUCCCGUGGUCAGUCAGCUGGACUUUUAUGCUCGUUUACCACCAGUGCAGCCCUUACUAACCUCAACAUCAUUUGGACGGUCACCCCACUCUCCAAUGCCAACCAACCCGAACAGAUCAUUAUUUACCAAGGCGGUCAAGUCUUUACAAAUGCCGCACAGUUUCACGGACGAGUUGGCUUCAUGCAAACCAUGCCAAGUACCAAUGCUUCCAUUUAUAUUAAUAAUACUCAGCUAUCCGACACUGGGACAUAUCAAUGCAUGGUCAACAAUCUUCCAGAUCGAGCCAUUCGGAAUAUCGGAGUUGUUGGAUUUACUGUUUUAGUGCCUCCCUCUGACCCACUGUGCAACAUACAAGGGUCCUUGGACAUUGGAAGCGACAUAACUCUGACUUGCAGUUCAGAGGAAGGGAUUCCCAGGCCGACCUACAUCUGGGAGAAGCUUGAUAACACACCAAUUCUACCCGCCACAGUAACACAAGAUCAAUUUCAGGGGACGAUUCUGUUGAGAAACCUAAGCAUUGCUUCUUCUGGACGUUAUCAGUGUAUAUCUUCCAAUCUCAUGGGGGCUAGAACCUGCCUUAUAGAUCUGCAAGUGGUAGCACCUCAGCACCAGAGUGUGGGACUUAUUGCUGGGGCGAUUGCUGGUGGUGUGCUGGUCCUGAUCAUCUGCAUUGUCGUGGUGGCCGUUGGGUUAACCUACUGGAGGAACAAGCAUAAGGAGGAAGAGGACGAGAUCCCCAAUGAAAUCAGAGAGGAUGACCUUCCACCAAAAUGUUCCUCAACUACCAAAGUGUUUCACCCGGAUGCCUCCUCUUCUGAGCAUGAUACAUUGACAUCAGCCAACACCUACAAUGGUCAUUACUGGAAUAAUGCAAAGAACAAUUAUGCCACCGGAUCUUAUGUGCACUAUAACUGCAACGGCUGCCGUCAACCAUCAGCUCGAUCAGUUACGGGUCCUGCUCGGCCAACCUAUGCUAAUGGCGGACAACCUUUUCCAGGUCCUCCAAAGACCCUGGUAGUUACAGCUAACACGGCUCCCUCUCCUAAAACUGGUGUGAGGAGCAAUGGUACAGUUGGUAGGAAAGCAAAACCUUCCCAAACUAGGUCUUACGCUGUGAGCCAAGCCACGCUGGAGAGAAUAGGAGCGGUGCCUGUGAUGGUACCAGCCCAGAGCAGAGCUGGGUCGCUGGUAUAGAAAGCAGUGCUAGUUUAAUGGAUGUUAGGAACUCAUCCUUGCUCCUCUGUCAUUUCCUUUUAGUCCAGGCAGUCAAAUAAAAUGCUGGAACCAGCAAGUCUUUUGCUCAAAAGAGAUGACAUAACGCUGGGACAAGGAAAUGUGGACAGUUAACAGAGAUUAGAACUUAUCCUUGCAGUGCCAAGCACAGCCUGAGGACUUCCAGUGCAGAAUAGCUUAUGUGCCUCCCUUCCUCUUUCUCCGAGAUCCUCUCUCACACACACAUACCCAUUAAUGCUUUAUUUUUCUAACACCUGCCUUGUCUGGAAAAAUGCUUGUUUUUUGAAUGAAGAUGGUGCUAGUGACCCUCUCGCGGAGCUUCUUCAGCUCUCUAACCAUGUUAAUAAAGGCAGCAGCCCAACCGAAACAAUCUUCUCUCACGUCAGCACUUUAUUAAGAAACAUGUAGAGCACCCGUCAAUGGAUAUUUGUCCAAGGAAUUCUUAGAACUCAAGGUACAGUAGGAGGACUCUUUGAAGUAGAGACUCAAGGUUUAGCUUCCCUUGAAGGGCUCAUUUAAAAAACUUAAAUGCUAUGUUACCCCAAACACAGUUGGAGUCAAUUUAACUGUCACAUUAUUGUCAAUGAUAUUCAUCCCAUAGUUGAUUGUUCGACUACCGACAGCUUUUUCUUCUUACAUACACACAAUCCUGAUAUACACACAAUCCUGUUAUUUUGCAUAGUUUACAAUAUUGUUCACUCUAUGUUAAUGUUCUUUUGAUGUUUUUUCUUUUUUCUUUUAUAAGGGUCAUAAUGAAUUUCUACCAUCUAAUGAUACCUGCAUCCAUUCAUUUUUGGUUGUGUUAACUUUAGGUUUAAUUUUCUGUAUUUUAAAACUUUGUUAUUCUGUUACUGGGCUCAGUUAAAGUCCUAUGUUUCAGGGCUUAUGGAACGUAUUAGAGCAAUGGAAUUGUUUUGUUUUUUUUGUUUACCCAUGACUCAUUUUAUACUUUUGAAAACCAGGUUAUAGUCAGUUAAUGUGACCCAGAAUAAGUAUUGAAUUCCCAUCCAGAUUGGUGAUUUAUUUAAUGAGUAAACACAGUGAUCAUCAAUGGUCUGAUUUCAAUGUGGCCUUUUUCUAAACAAUCCAUUCCUUCCAAUAGAACAUGGAUAGGCAGCAGGUAGUCCACCAGUAUUGAAUUUAAACUGUUUGAAAAAGCAUUGUGGAUGAUUUAGUUCUUUAAUAACAACUGGAGAGUUACCUGGUGUCAGUCCCUCUAUUCAAUGGAAGUGAAUUGAGAUAUUUUUUCUCAGUCAAUGACAGAUUGAUUAGUGAGAAUGAUUCCUGACAUUUUGUCCAAAAUAUGUGCCUAACAAUUGGUGUCUGCAUAUUUCAAGUCCAUCUAAGGUGUUUAACUCAAUCUUGCAGGACCCAUACUCUCAUGUACUGGAUGUCAUAUGGCAAAAUGCAGAAAUCUGAUAGGAAGCAGUUAAAGCAAAUUGAAUAUAUAUCUCAAUGACUUCUUCAAGGUCAAUAAUAUUGGAGUUACCAAUAUUCUAGAUCAUUCUACAAAAAGCCAAGUUAUCAGAUGCCAAAUUAUGUAACAUCACCCCUUGUUAAAGCUCUUCCACCACCUACACUCAUUUCUGUUGAA
Molecule: messenger RNA, 3496 nt
Organism: Pelobates fuscus (common spadefoot toad)
Lineage: Eukaryota; Metazoa; Chordata; Amphibia; Anura; Pelobatidae
Gene: IGSF11
Product: immunoglobulin superfamily member 11
Exons: 9
Coding region: 448-1863 (471 amino acids)
Cellular component (GO): cell-cell junction
Source: RefSeq, a predicted model, not a curated record